Molecule: messenger RNA, 3747 nt
Organism: Camponotus floridanus (Florida carpenter ant)
Lineage: Eukaryota; Metazoa; Arthropoda; Insecta; Hymenoptera; Formicidae
Gene: row
Biological process (GO): regulation of transcription by RNA polymerase II
Cellular component (GO): nucleus
Molecular function (GO): sequence-specific DNA binding; DNA-binding transcription factor activity, RNA polymerase II-specific
Source: RefSeq, a predicted model, not a curated record
GUUGCUAAAAAUCGUGCGCGGUGAGAUGUGAGAUUUGCCGCCUGGUUUUCCGAUUAGGUUAUCAUCUGUUAUUAUCGUGUAUCGUGUUAUUUAAUUAAUUUUCGGUGAACCUGUCUGUCGAUGCUUCAAGAUCAUAUUGCUCUUAUUUGCAAUCAGUUACAGGCAAAAUGCCAAGACAAAGGCUCUUUACACGUUCUGUUUUAACCAAACGUCCAAUUAACAUGACAUUAAACUUAGAGUGUACGGAGGAACCUCUGAGUGAAGCACAGUUGAUAUCAAGGACAAAACUCAAAGAGGAUUGUGAUAGGGUUACAGCUAUUUUAGAAGAACUAGUCAAAGAUCAUGGCGGUAAAUUGGUAUGUCAAGCAGGCGUUGUCAGUGGUUAUCAGUAUACAUUACCUACAAAUCCAACAGCAACAUCAGCAGUAAUUCAGAAUAAUCCUCAGAUUUUAAAUGUUACUCAGCAAAACAAAAAUUCAACACCAAUUAAACUAAAUAUUAAUAAUCCAACUGGACCUCAAGGGAACAUUCAGUUAGUAGUUGACCCACGCAUGGGGGUUAUUGUAGGACCUGUUACACAAACUCAAGGAACAACUAGUACAACUACAUCUGUGGUUUCAACUGCUACACAGCCUCAACAAGAAAAUUACAAGUAUACUAGAUCUGGACGAAGGACUAAAGUUCAAGUACAACCACCUGAUAUUAUUGAAGAGCCUGCAUCCACAGUUACUCGUUCGAGACCAAAGACUGGAUCAGCAACACAUGUUGUUACAACAACUGCUACUAUUCCACAAAAUGUGACAAAUCUCAGAAUAAAAACUGUCAAUAAGCAACAGGCAGUAAAUCAACCAACUGUCAAACCAACUGAACACACUAGUAUAGGAGGAAUAUCUGUUGGUUAUAAUACAGUCAAUGAACAUAUUGAUGAAGCCAAGAAGAACCAACCUGAUGGCAGAGAAUUUACAUUUAACAAAACAACCGGCGGUCGAACUUUUCCAUCUCUAGUAGUAGUAGCAAGACCAAAUUUACAUAGCAAAGAUAUCGGAUCACAAAUUGCACAAAAAGAAAGACAAGCAUUAGAUGCUAAAGUUAAAAGUGUGCUCAUGUUUUCUGCUACAAAGUUCGCCGAAUGGUUAAUACAGCAAGGUCUAGUAAGAUCAGAACAAUACUGUUUGCAACAUAGCUCAAGUUAUCAAAAGGCUAAACUCAAAUUAGGAAUGUAUAGUGAUCAAGGCACCUUCCCUUAUUCUGGUGGUUAUGUUUGGAUAUCCAAUUGUUGUCCUGACAAAUUUGUUUCUGUCUUUUCUGGUUCUCUCUUUCAAGGAGCUCCUUACACACCUACAGUCCUGUUAAAGUUGAUUUAUCAUUGGGCAUGUCAGACUAAUGUGCAAAAUGUAAUCUCCUGGGUAAAAGUAUCUAAUAUAUAUUUGAAAAACUUUUAUACAAAUCUACGUAGCAUUUGUACAGCAGCGGUAUGGGACAAGAGUCGCAAAAUGGGCGGUAAAAAUUCGGUGAUACAGAUUGGUGUAAUUAGUCUCGGUACUACAUCGCAAGAUGGACAUUUGCGACAGGUUAAAGUUGAAGUUCUUGGUGUUCUGGAUCCAACUACAUUAGACAUAAGAUUGCGCGCUUGCGAGCCGAUGCAAAACGGAGAUAGAUCAUUCAAAAGACGGUUUAAUAAUAUUUUACAUCCAUUGAAAGAAUGGGUUCAUACAGACUCGAAAAUAAUGACUGACUUUACUGUUGACAAAAGCACCUUGCAUGAUAUGGGCUACAAUCAUGUCAUGCAAUCUGCGUUUGCAGAACAGACAUCUAGAAACCUCUUGAGUAAUUACCAUAUCAUGGAAUAUCUCAGAAAAAUUGUGCCGAGAAUGUUUCAAAAUACAUUGAGCUUGCUCAGCAGACAAAUGAUACAGCAGUUCUUGGAUGAAUUAAUAUGGAGAGAGAUAUAUGGAGGUACAUCGGAACGUGCAUUUGACAAUAUUAUUCGACAUAUUGCGGAACAAACUAAAAUCGAUACUAGUGACAAUCUGUUAGAUCGUUUAGCAAAAAUCGCUGCUAAUCCAUUUCACGAUUGGUCUUAUUCAAAUAAUCCAUCAUUAAUGGAUACAUCAAUGAUAUCCACACAAGAUUCAACUCCAAUAACUGAUGUAGCAUCGUCUGAGAAUAUUAAAAUCCCUGAUUCUAUUCCUAUAAAAUCUUAUGUAAAACGGGGAAGAAAGCGAAUGCAUCCUGUAACAACUUUGGAUCAACACGAGUCGCAAAGAAGUGCAAUAGAUUUCAAGAAUAAUAAAGAAAAAGAAAAAGAUGAUAAAGACGAAAGAGAAUCGAGAGAACAAAUUCAGCUCCAAGAAUUGUAUUAUGCUACAAUGGAAGGUGAUAAGAAUCUGAUCUUAAAAGAACACAGAUCUCCAUUAUAUUUCAAGUGUUUCCUCUGCAUGACGAUGAUGAGAUCUAAUACCGAAGUAAUGGAGCAUAUGGUUAGUCAUGUACCUCCACAAGUGCCCGGUCAAUCAGAAUUGUCGGUAUGCCGUUACUGUUGCACCGCGCUUUCAUCGCAGCAUCAAAUGCUUACGCAUGUGGCAGAAACACACAGCAAUUUCGGUCAUUCUGACGGCCUCAUGGUAGUUUGUGCCAUUUGUGAAGAGAAAUUUGGAAAAAGCAAAUCAUUAAUCGAGCAUCUGUCAUCAAUGCAUUAUCCUUCGGAAAUGCCAUAUCGUUGCGAAAGUUGCGGUUAUCGCACGUCUAGUCAUAAAAAUGUCAUAGACCAUUAUUAUGAAAUCCAUGAAAAAGGCGAAGGAUUGCAAUGUCCUUUCUGCCUUAAGGUAGUUCACGCUUAUUUGUCGCACAUGCAAAGGCACAUUGUAAGAAGAGAUCAAGGAAAAGGUAACAAGUGUUCAAGAUGUUGUCUCUGGUUCAAUCAAAAGAGUGCGUUGACAAUACAUCAGCGAGAAUUACACGACUGUGUUUCUAAUCCAAAAGCGAUACCAUAUUCUGCUGCUAAAAGUGGAAUAAUGGUCUCAAAAGAACGACCAGAAAUGAUACGAUUUGCUGUAGAUAGUCCACCGCCUGAAUUACCACCGGACGAAAAGAUACAAAAAUGGAGCACUGGUCCAAUAACAGUGAAUACUUCCACCAGAUAUUUAGCAUGUCAGGAGUGCGAAGAAGAUAUUGAUGAAGAAGAUCAUUAUCCAGGCGAACAACGAUGUCAACAGUGCCGUUAUGUCACAUGUUGUUGGCGCGCAUUCCAAGAACAUCAACAACAAAUCCAUAAUGAAAGGCCGAAGACGAGUUUGAUCGUGCCAUCUCCUUUAAUUAAUAUUCCAUUAGAAAAGAAAUUACAAUGUCCAUGCGGUUAUAUGUCGACUGAUGGCAAUCAAUUAGCACAACAUUUAACAAAAUGUAAAAAAGUAUUGGCACGUCCUAUUGAAGAAUCAGCACCGUCUGGUAUGCUUGAUAGUUUAGGAUUAGUUCCGAGAACCUCUUCUGAAGAAGCUGACUAUGAAAAAUCCAAUUCACGCAAUUAAAUGACAAAAACAAAAAUAUAAUUGCUAUCAAUAUGAAUGAGGUAAUUGCUGUAUUAGAAUGAAUGAAGUACAUAAACAGAUAUGAAAUUCUUCUGUGAAAAAGAAAUAUGUAAAACAUUUAUCUAGAUAUUAAGACUUUAUUAUUGAUCAAGACUACUAUUACUAUUGAAUCUUUUCACGAUUUUGAAUUUUCUUUUUCGAUUUUAUAGCCAAAAGAUUG